Myxocyprinus asiaticus (Chinese sucker) is the source of this 891-nucleotide messenger RNA. RefSeq names its product SH3 domain-containing kinase-binding protein 1. NCBI's taxonomy places the organism in Eukaryota, Metazoa, Chordata, Actinopteri, Cypriniformes, Catostomidae. Bases 117 to 671 code for a protein of 184 amino acids. The transcript has 6 exons. The record is from RefSeq and is a predicted model, not a curated record.
AUUAUGUAAAGCAGGGGUCUGGGACCUCUUACCAGAAGGUGUUCUUCAUCAGUUCUCCAUUAGUUAUUCUAACUGUGAUGAUUACUAUUCCAUGAGACCCUUCUCUUCUUGUUGCCAUGGGCAACUAUAGCUCUGCCCUGACUGCAGAUGUUGAAGAUUUCAAGUCCAUUGUGUCAACUUUUGAGAGCCAGUGUACUCUGAUUGAAAACUACAGGCUGGAGAAGAUACUAUCAGUUAAUCAUGCUACUGCUGAGGAACCGGAAGGACAGGAAAUGAAUGAAGUGCAGCAGGAACCAGACCUCAAGUUUCUGUAUAGUAACACCAAAGACAUCACAGAACCUGUCAACAACUGUUCUUCUGCUCCAAAGCCAGUGGUUUCCUCUUCUUCUUCUUCAUGUUCUGGCACAAACCUGCCCCAAUCUCUCAACUCUCUUCUCUCUGCUGCCCUCUCAGCAUCAUUACCAGCUAAACCCAGAGGGAACCUGCAGGGCCCCGUCACUAUGGAGCAAAUGAAAGCGGAUCUCCGAGAGUUACGGGAUGAACUAGACCAGCUUAAGACUCAGCAUAAAAAAGAGAUCACACUGCUCAUGAACGAACUGGAUGAGGAAAAAAAGAUGCGUUUGUCACUGCAAAUUGACGUAGAACGCCUUAAGAAACACAUGUCCAAGUGAGCCCGUGCUGAGGUAAUCGUCACCAAAUCAAAGCGGUGAAACCACCAAUAUGCCACUGUGGCUCUGAAUGGACAAACUCGAGUGUAGAAAUGAAAAACUCGGCACUUGAGAGAUUCUGUGAAAUACAUAUUUAUAUAAUGUCAAAUGUCUGGAUGAAAGGUUAUUUCAUGUUUUUAAAAUUCUUACAGUUGACUGUAUGACUAGUAAGAGACAAUAAAUG